CGACGACUGUUGCGCGGUCGUCGUGAUACUCUAAAGACCGGCGUACAACACUCGCGUAAGGAUACCGGUGCGGCACGCUUUCCCUCCCGCCCUCUCUUCGACGACACGCCGGCUCUCUGUGUGUGGCGGCUGCAGCGAUCGAGUGGUCGCUCUCCUAUAUAUCUCUCUCUCUCUCUCUCUCUCGCACCGUGCUUGCUCUCUUCCUAUCUUUCUCUUUCUCCCUCAGACUCUUCUCUUCACUUGGUCGUUCCUUCUUUCUCUACCUCUGACCGUGGGCCCUUCAAGACUCGUCCGCAACUCGACUGGACUCCUCUGCGCCACGCCACGAAGAGACACCGAAUAGACGCGACCCAGACGUCGUCGAAACGAACGCUUGACUCGCUGAAUUUUCGCGAUAAAGGAUCACCGCCUCGUCAGGUAGACGAGCCAAUCCUCUGGAGAGGGAGGUAAGGAAAAGGAGGAGGAGGCCAUCCACGAUGCGGCCCUUGGCCGCCAAUUUGGAUGGGCCUAGCCCUAACAUCCUACGAAUCGCCUGGGUCCUUCUUAUUAUCGUCCUUGGGUUUAUACCUUCGAACGAAGCUGUGAUAUGCCGGGAUACCUACAAGUGCAAUUGUACCGGUGUGAAAGGGCAAUCUGGUUAUCCUGGAAUACCUGGACAACUAGGGUUAGAGGGACUUCCCGGUGAAGUCGGACCGGAUGGGCCACCAGGACCUAAAGGUGAAAAAGGUGCAGGCGGUGAAUAUGGUGGUACCGGAGAAAAAGGCUAUAGAGGCGAGCCUGGAAUACGAGGAUUCACCGGAUCUCCUGGACUUUCGGGUAACACAGGAGUCCCUGGAGUUAUGGGACCGGAUGGUAUUGACGGAUGCAACGGUACAGACGGUCGAGCCGGUCCACCAGGUAUGUCUGGAGUUUAUGGUGAACGAGGACCGGAAGGAGAUAUAGGAGAUUAUGGUCCACCUGGUGAACCUGGUGAAGGUGGAAUCAAUUCGGUAGGCGUGAAGGGAGUUCAGGGUGAUUCUGGUAUCGAUGGACCUCAGGGUUAUCCAGGAUCGUACGGAGUUCCAGGAGAUAUGGGUUAUCCAGGAGAAACUGGCGACUUUGGUUAUCCAGGUGGUCCAGGUCUACCAGGUAUGGAAGGUGAUCGAGGAGAAACCGUUUAUGGUGUAAGAGGAGUACCUGGUGAACAAGGUGACAGAGGUGAAGCUGGUUCGAGUAAUGAACAAUAUAUAAGAGGUAAAGGUACUAGUCCGGUUAAAGGAUCUAAAGGUGUGAAAGGACAAAGAGGAGAUUUUGGAUACCGUGGACGAAAAGGAGAAGUAGGAGCAAAGGGACCACUGGGUCGACCAGGUUUCGCUGGAACGAAAGGUUUCAAGGGUGAACAAGGGGACGACGGUCCAAGAGGAAAACAAGGUUACGAAGGACCAGCUGGACCUGCCGGAAGUAAGGGAGAAAAGGGUGCACCGGGUUACGCAGGAAAUCCUGGAUCGGACGGUUCCGAUGGUGAAUCCGGAGAAAUCGGUAAUCAAGGUCCUCCGGGAAGGCAAGGAGCUGCCGGCGAACCAGGAACGUAUAUACCAGAACUCGACGAAAUAAUUGCUGGAAGUAUUGGAAUUCAAGGAGAUCUCGGACCACCUGGUGAGCCAGGUGAAUCAGGAACUCCUGGACUUCCUGGAAAAGUUGGAUACAUUGGUCCUCCAGGACCACCAGGACCUGCUGGACGACCAGGUGAACCAGGACGGAAAGGUUCUUCUAUCAAAGGAGAACAAGGAGACGAUGGCAUUCCUGGACCAAUCGGACAACAAGGACCACCCGGUCUUCCUGGUGCGCCUGGACUUAUCGGUGCAAAAGGAUUUCCAGGUGUCACAGUAAUAGGUCCACCAGGUCCCGAUGGCAAAUACGGAUUACCAGGACUAACUGGUCCACCUGGAGAUCGUGGAGAUCCUGGACCACCUGGAGACAAAGGUUUUCCUGGAAAAGGAGUUCAAGUAAGAGGACCACCUGGAGAGCAUGGUUUACCAGGAUCUCCAGGAUUGCCUGGUCCAGAUGGAUGGCCAGGCAGACCUGGUCUAAAAGGAGUUAAGGGCUACCGCGGGGAUGAUUGUGGCAUUUGUACGCCAGGAUUACCUGGUGAAAAGGGUGAACGUGGUGAUUCUGGUGUGAGCGGAUACUCGGGAACUCCUGGAUUUCCUGGAUUGCCUGGACCGCGGGGAUUCAAGGGAAUACAAGGUAAAACUGGUCCAGUAGGACUAGCGGGAUUGGAAGGAGACAGUGGAAGGCCAGGUAUUGCAGGACCCCAAGGUCCUAAAGGACAGGCAGGAAAGGUCUACUUACCACCGGAAGAAAAGUACGUGAGCCCACCUGGGGAUAUCGGUGAUAAAGGAUUCCCUGGAUUAGAAGGUCCUAUGGGACCGUGGGGUAAAAUUGGCCUAAUCGGAGAUACCGGAGCACCUGGACCGAAAGGAGAAAAAGGCGAUCACGGCGCUCCCGGCUUGAUUGGUCGUAAUGGAACAGAUGGAUGGGAUGGUAUACCAGGUGAAAAAGGUGAACCAGCAUCGGUACCAAUCGAAUUUUUACGUGGCGAUCCAGGAUAUGACGGUGCGCCAGGUACAAAAGGUACUGCUGGAGAAUUAGGAAAGAAGGGAGAACCAGGUGAUUCUACACAAUUUUCGGUCAAGGCACAGGGAGAUAAAGGAUAUAAAGGCGAAAGAGGUGCACCUGGCGAACCUGGUUAUAAAGGUUAUCAAGGACAAACCGGUGACGAAGGUUUCCCUGGUUUGUCAGGACCUAUGGGAUCUCCUGGUUUAUCGCUUCAAGGACCAAUAGGUUUGAAAGGAUAUCCAGGAAUGCCAGGAUUGCAAGGACCUCGUGGCACUGCUGGUUCUCCUGGACUUCAAGGACCAGAAGGUUUUCCAGGUCGUGUUGGUAGUAAAGGAGAUCGUGGUGAUCCUGGCACAAAUCUUCUUUACGGUGAAAUAGGUGAACCCGGUUGGUACGGAAGUAAAGGUGAAAUUGGAGAUGCUGGACCACAAGGUUUCCCUGGCAGACCAGGAGUAGAUGGACUUAAAGGUAUGAAAGGAGCCAAAGGAGCUCCUGGUUUCGAGGGCUUGCCAGGUCUUCAGGGAGCUAAAGGCCAACGAGGAUACAGUAUACAGGGUGAAAGAGGUUUUCCAGGAAUACCAGGGCAACCAGGAAUGUCUGGAAGAAUAGGUGAUGUAGGAGCUCGUGGACCAGAUGGCCCGUCAGGAUUCGACGGCAUGAAAGGAUUAAAAGGAGAAAUUGGUUUCAUGGGAAGACGUGGCGAUGAUGGUGACAUGGGUCCUCAAGGUUUCCAAGGUUUAGAUGGAAGUGUAGGUUUACCUGGACGUCCAGGUUUGGAAGGUGACGUCGGUGAGAUUGGUGAAUCCGGACCAACUGGUUGGCCUGGUAACGAAGGAUUCGACGGUGCACCUGGUCCGAAAGGAGAAAAAGGAGAUAUAGGUAUCACUGGUAAUCCAGGUUACCUUGGCCAAAUGGGUCUUAAGGGUAUUCAGGGUGAUUUUGGACCGGACGGUAUACCUGGUCUACCGGGCGACAAUUCCUUCAGUGGACCACAGGGUGAUAUGGGAGACCCUGGUUUCACUGGAGAAAUUGGACCCGUCGGACGCGCUGGAUUUGAUGGUCGACCUGGUUUACCUGGAGAACCUGGCUUAGCUACGGACGGAUUAAAUGGUUUAACCGGAGAAAAAGGAGAACCAGGAUUCGAUGGAUAUGAGGGACCACCUGGCCCUAAAGGAGAGAUUGGUGAUAUGGGACCGGACGGAUUUAAAGGAGAAAGAGGAGAUCAAGGUUUCCAGGGUCAACCAGGCUAUGCUGGAAUUCCAGGUAGAUACGGAGCUAAAGGUCAACGUGGUCCAGCGGGAUUACCUGGUUUCGACGGACCAGAUGGAAAACCAGGUCCCGAUGGUGACCCCGGUUUAAUGGGUCGUCCAGGUAUGCCGGGAGACGAUGGGUUACCAGGUUACCCAGGUAUUAUGGGUGCACCAGGUGCCAAAGGUCCAGUAGGAGAACCUGGAAUGGCAUCAUAUGCAGUUGCAGAAACAGGUGAUCGAGGAAACCCGGGAUUAAAUGGCUUUCAAGGACAGAAAGGAGAAUCAGGUGAUCAAGGAUAUCUUGGAAUACCGGGUCAAAAAGGUCAACAAGGUGAUAUAGGAUAUCCAGGACAACAUGGUUUCUCAGGUUUCCCAGGGCUAAAAGGAAUAAUAGGAGAUGAAGGUCCUCGUGGUCUUCCCGGUCGAACCGAGACAUUUGCCGAGCAGGGUGAACAAGGACGAGCUGGUCUCGAUGGAAUGCCUGGAAUUCCUGGUCGACCAGGGCAAAAAGGUGCUCCUGGAGAAUACGGAUUUAAUGGCCCUAAGGGAAUUCGUGGAGAUGUUGGAUAUUCGGUUCGGGGACCUAAAGGAAUAAUAGGAGAUCAAGGUCCGACAGGAUAUGUAGGUUUCCCUGGUAUGCCCGGUGACGAAGGAUUGCCUGGCAUACCAGGCAUACCUGGUCCCAAAGGUUAUGUCGGUGAACCAGGUGAAUCCGCUAGUAGUGCAAAAGGUGCAAAAGGUGAACCAGGUUGGCCAGGACUGGACGGUCGACUCGGUCCAAAAGGAGCAAGAGGUAACUCAGGUUUACCUGGUUUCCAAGGUUUACCUGGGCCUAAAGGAGAAACAGGAGAUAGCGGGGAACCAGGAUUAGCAGGAUUGCCUGGCCCUCCAGGACCACAGGGUCCGAAAGGAGAUCGGGGUAUAAAUCCAUUUUCGAAUUUUAAUCGACGUGGACUUCCUGGAGAUAUGGGACCUGUAGGAUUGCCAGGAUUUCCUGGACCUCGAGGUCCAAUAGGGGAUCCUGGUCCAGACGGAUUUCCUGGUCGAGAAGGAGAACUUGGUAUGAUCGGCUUACCUGGACCACAAGGACCUGAAGGUAACAAAGGUCCUGCUGGUUAUCCUGGCUCACCUGGCACGGUUGGUAGACAAGGUCUCCCCGGAAAUGCUGGCUUCCCUGGCAUACCAGCACCACCAUCACCCGGUCCCAAAAACAGAGGAUUCCAUUUCGCUAGACACUCGCAAUCCGUCAUGAUUCCACUUUGUCCAAAAAAUACAGUUAAAUUAUGGGAUGGAUUCUCUUUACUCCAUAUUAUGGGCAAUGGACGAGCGUACGCACAAGAUCUUGGAAGUGCAGGAAGUUGUCUUAGAAAGUUUUCAACGAUGCCUUUUACAUUCUGUAACAUGAACGAUGUUUGCUCUUAUGCCAAUCGUAACGAUUAUAGUUAUUGGCUCAGUACCCCCGAACCUAUGCCAAUGAUGAUGACACCUAUACCAGCCCCACAAAUCGGUAGAUACAUAUCAAGAUGUUCAGUUUGUGAGGCUCCCACGAGGGUCAUUGCUUUACACAGUCAAUCUAUGAAUAUACCAGAGUGUCCUGGUGGUUGGGAAGAAAUAUGGAUCGGUUACAGUUUUUACAUGCACAGAGACGCUGGUGCAGACGGCGGUGGUCAGUCAUUGAUCUCCCCAGGAUCGUGUCUAGAAGAAUUCCGUUUUAGACCAUUUAUCGAGUGUCGUGGCAUGGGUACUUGUAAUUUCUUCACCACAGCGACUUCUUACUGGUUGGCGACUAUCGAAGACUAUGCAAUGUUCCGAAAACCUUUGCAGCAAACAAUGAAAGCAGAUCAUACGUCGAAAAUCAGUCGUUGUACUGUAUGCCUUAAACGUCGUAUUACCGAAGAUCGACCUGUCCAACCAGAAGUAGGUAAUAUUUAUCGUCGACCAACAAAUUAUCCACAGUCACGAUAUUCCCCGAAUUACCCACGGCAAAGAACGUCUGCUGGUAGAAAUAAUAAUUACAAUGUACCACGUGUACCAUAUCAUUUUCGAAGAGGAGGCCGAUUUCGUAAAACCAAACGAACAACAACAGAGGCACCGACAUAGUAAACGAGUUUUCGAAUUAGGAGAAUUGGAGUAGACUCAUUCGAUUAACCCUUCUUUGUACAUAUAUUACAAAAUACAUAUAUAUGUGAAGUCUUCUCUCUUAUGGCUAAUGCAAAGUUACACGAAAAUAAUCGAUUGACUUUUAGCAAUUGCACGGUGGCCAAAUGCGAAUUUAAAAUUAUGCCAAAUAAAAGGAAGAACAGCGAAGAUUUUCUCGCAAUCCUGACAUAAUGAAUAUCAAUUUAAUUGCGAUAUUCACGAAUGUAAUAAAAUAAUUAAAUUAAUAUUCGCCCAUAUUAAUAUGACACAUUUGUUAAUGUAAAGCUUUUUAAGUGUAUCGAAUCAAAUAAAGAUAUUUUCUAUAAGCUA
Messenger RNA from Polistes canadensis, 6317 nucleotides. RefSeq names its product collagen alpha-1(IV) chain. Bases 477 to 5948 code for a protein of 1823 amino acids. Gene Ontology annotation, cellular component: basement membrane; collagen trimer. The record is from RefSeq and is a predicted model, not a curated record. Lineage: Eukaryota; Metazoa; Arthropoda; Insecta; Hymenoptera; Vespidae. The transcript is spliced from 27 exons. Gene Ontology annotation, molecular function: extracellular matrix structural constituent.